CUGCUUCUUGAUGAAGGCUGUGGGCUAUACAAAACCACAAGAGAGAUGCUCCACAUUAACAGCUAACCUCUCAAAUUAACUCUUCUCCAAUCCAACCACUUCCUUAAUUAUAAGCUAGGAUGGAAGAGAGUCUUCCUCCUGGAUUUAGGUUCCAUCCAACUGAUGAAGAACUUAUCACUUUUUAUCUCAGUCAAAAGGUUACUGAUUCAAGUUUCACAUCCAAAGCAGUUGCUGAGGUUGAUCUCAAUAAAUGCGAACCUUGGGACCUCCCAGCCAAAGCUUCUAUGGGAGAAAAAGAAUGGUAUUUCUUCAGCAUGAGAGAUCGAAAAUACCCAACAGGACUACGAACAAACCGUGCAACUGUGGCCGGUUAUUGGAAAACAACAGGAAAAGACAAAGAAAUCUUUCGUGGUGGAAUCUUGGUUGGAAUGAAGAAAACCCUAGUUUUUUACAUGGGUAGAGCUCCUAAAGGUGAAAAAACUAACUGGGUAAUGCAUGAGUAUAGACUUGAAACUACACAUGCUUAUAAACCUAAUAAGGAGGAAUGGGUGGUUUGCCGAAUUUUUCAAAAAAGCACGACAGCUAAAAAACCAAUGGGAACCACAUCUUCACCUCAGUCAAUGGAUUCACCUUGUGAUACCAACACGAUGGCAAAUGACUAUGGUGAUAUCGAGCUUCCAAACUUAAACGGCAUUGCAAAUUUAAGUGGUAACAGUUCCCUUCAUAAUUACGGCAUGGAGAACAUGAACCUGGAUAUUAGUUUGGCGCACAGUCUUCCAUUGCUUGCAUGGCCAUCGAGCAUACUAAGUUCAAACCUUUCAAUGAAUGCGUUACUAAUUAAAGCAUUGCAACUUAGAAAUUACCAACAAAGAGAAGCUGCAAAUAAUUUUGAUUAUCAAUUCAUGCCACAAGCGAACUCCAACUUUUUAGAUGGGGCGAGUCCGAGCUUACAAGCGUCUUCCACUAGAAAUUGUGAAUCUUUGCAGCAGCAGGAACAACAGGAGCAACCAUUUAACUUGGACUCCAUGUGGUAAUUAAGCUUUAAUGGAUAAGAUUUGGGACUAACAAUAUAUGAUUCAUCAUGGGAUUAGACGGAGGCUUUUGAAGGUAAAAAAGAAAACGGAAAUAAACCUGUGUGGUUUGAAUCGUUAUGAAGUAGUAUAAAGGUGGAAUAAAUUUAGGAAAGUCUCAUUGUGAUUAUUGUAUUCUUUUAAGCUAGCGUAGUUAAGUAGUUAAUUGUUGGUUAAUUACCUGGCAUAUAUGUUGUAUUUACAUUUGGAUGUGAUCAAUGUUAACUUUUGUUGGUGA
Lactuca sativa (garden lettuce) is the source of this 1308-nucleotide messenger RNA. It is a transcript of the gene NAC058, whose product is annotated as NAC domain containing protein 58. The record is from RefSeq and is a predicted model, not a curated record. NCBI's taxonomy places the organism in Eukaryota, Viridiplantae, Streptophyta, Magnoliopsida, Asterales, Asteraceae. Gene Ontology annotation, molecular function: DNA binding. Gene Ontology annotation, biological process: regulation of DNA-templated transcription.